AUGGGAAAGAAGAUUAUCAUAGACACUGAUCCGGGCAUCGACGAUAUCCUCGCCCUUUUGCUGGCUCUGUCCGCCACCCCGGAGGAGGUAGAGAUUCUUCUCAUCUCAUUGACAUUCGGUAAUAUCGAGAUAGAUAGCUGCCUCCGCAAUGCAGUGUCAAUGUUCCACAUCCUCGAGCGGGAGAUGCAGUGGCGCCGCGAGAAUGGCCGCCACGAAGGCUUCGGUAGCUUGAGAGCUUUCCGUCCUAUAUUGGCUGUUGGUGCAGAGGAACCACUCGAAAGCCAGAAAAUGCUCGCGGACUACUUCCAUGGAACGGACGGACUUGGUGGCAUUCACGCAACGCACCCACAUCUCACCGCCAAUAAGGCAUGGGUACACCUCUUCGCUAAAGAGCUGAACGGCGAGGGAAUCAAGCCUGCUGAGGACUGCUCAGGCCCCGAUGACCACGCAUUCACCCCAUCGAAGCUUCCAGCACACAAGGAGAUUCUCCGCGCACUCCGUGAUAAUGAGCCGGAUUCAGUGACUCUGGUAGCAGUUGGCCCACUCACUAAUCUGGCUUUGGCUGCAGCAGAAGACCCAGAGACGUUCCUCCGCGUGAAAGAGGUAGUAGUCAUGGGCGGUGCUGUUAACGAGCCCGGAAAUGUGACACCAAUGGGCGAGUUCAACGCCUACGCAGACGCAGUGGCAGCCGCACGUGUUUUCGCACUCACCUCGCCCAACCCACACACGACAAUCCCACCCACAAAGAGCGAUAGGCUCCCACCGUACCCCCGAAGUCUCAGCCGGCAACUGACUCUGCGUCUUUUCCCGCUGGACAUCACCCUCCGCCACAAUCUAUCACGCGGCGAGUUCCGGGAGGCCAUCACACCUCUUCUGGCUGCCGGCUCCCCACUCGCUGAGUGGGUCAAUGCCUUCAUGGGACACACAUUCAAGACCUUGGAGAGACUGCACCCAGGACAUGUUGGCGAUGAUGCCAAGCUGAGUCUGCACGACCCUGUGUGCGUCUGGUAUGCUUUGACAUCGGAAGACCCGAAGUGGGCUUACUCGAAGAACUCACCCGAGGAUAUUCGAAUUGACACCCUGGGUCAGUGGACUCGCGGCAUGUGCGUUAUUGACCGCCGCAGCCGCCACCGCAUCGAAGGUGAGGAGGAGAGCCCAAGUGACCAUGGUCUCUGGCUAAGUGGCCGUGCUGGAAAUCGCAUCUGGCGAAUGGAUGAGUCGCCUGUGGAGGAGAACUUUGGCAAGGUCAUCAUUGACAGGCUUUUCAAGUAA
This is a messenger RNA of Penicillium griseofulvum, 1272 nucleotides long. Its product is annotated as putative nucleoside hydrolase. Gene Ontology annotation, molecular function: purine nucleosidase activity. The coding region runs from base 1 to 1272 and encodes 423 amino acids. Gene Ontology annotation, biological process: purine nucleoside catabolic process. Gene Ontology annotation, cellular component: cytosol. Lineage: Eukaryota; Fungi; Ascomycota; Eurotiomycetes; Eurotiales; Aspergillaceae. The record is from RefSeq and is a predicted model, not a curated record. The transcript has 6 exons.